Arachis ipaensis is the source of this 783-nucleotide messenger RNA. Lineage: Eukaryota; Viridiplantae; Streptophyta; Magnoliopsida; Fabales; Fabaceae. The record is from RefSeq and is a predicted model, not a curated record.
AUGGCGGCACCGCAGCUUGUCCGGAGCAGAAGUGGAAGCGCGCCAGCCAUAGCCAUAACGGCCAACGACAGAUCUUCACGGAGGUCGUCGGUCAGCUCGAGUAGCGAAAGAUUUAUCAGCGGCAAUAACCGUUCAAAGUCAACAUCAUCAAGAUCGUCAAGAACAGCGCAAAGUAGCUCGGGUGCCACGUCACCAGGCAUGAUGAAGAAGGUGCCUUCUGCGUGGGCGAUGUCGCCGGGAAGGUCAUCUCUUGGAUCCCAAUUUAUCGCAAAUGUGUCUGAGUCGCCGGCAAAAGCCAAUGGUGGCGGCGGCGGCAGGCGAAGCGUGACCAGCAAGGUGUUGAAUUAUUUGAAGCAAAGAAAAUCUUCGCCAAUUGAAGAAGAAGGAUACCAUAGGUUUAAAAUUUUGCAUAACAGGCUUCUACAGUGGCGGUUUAUCAAUGCUAGAGCUCAAUUUGCCAUGGCUCGUAUCAAAACUGUAGCCGAGAUGCAACUCUUUUCUGUAUGGCUUCGAACUCUCCGGAUAAGAAAGGCGAUAAUAGAAAAGAAAACUGAAUUACAAAAUGUCAAACAUUUGAUCAAGCUUUAUCAAAUAGUGAUUCCGCAACUUCCCUUUCUUAAUGAAUGGGCAAAAUUGGAGAGAAGAAAUCAAGAAUCAGUUGGGAGAUUGGAGAGGAAGUUGGUAGCACUAUCCAAUACAUUGCCUUUGUCUAACUAUCUUAAGGUUGACACUGUGUCUGUCUCUGAAGUUUUGAACACUGCCAUUGACUACAUGAGUGCAUAA